CAGAAUAUGUAUUUUGAAUGUCCAUGUUCCUUUAGAAUGGAAUUAGAAUAAGAAGAUUAAAUUAUAAAGCAUAUAGAUUUAUGUUAACAAUUUAAUAUUGACAGUCCUUUAUGCAAUAUGUACAAAAGAGGAAAUGUUGAUGAAGUACCAAUUGAAUAAUUAGUAACUUUUUUAUGUGAUCUAAAAUUAUAAGUAGAAAGAAUAGAAAACAUUUUAAAAAGACGUAUAAAUUUAUAAAUAUAACAUAGGUGGCUUUAAAAAAUAAACUAUGUCAACUAUUUAAGAUCUAAAUUUUGAUCAUUAUGCUAAAUAUACAUCCAAUUCAAAAAUUAAAUUAAACAAUUCUGGAAUAAAAAAUAAUGGAAUUACAUUCAGAAUUUAGACAAACAAUAAUUCUGGUGAUAAAUAGCAAAAUAACAUUGAAUAAGAAAAUGUACAUUAAAAUAAUCAACUACCUCCAACACCUCCUCUUUCACCUAAUCAUUUUGAAGAUGAGAGAUAUUAAAAUAAUAAUACAGCUCAUUAACCAACUAUGUUAAUUGAAGAACAACCAAAACAAUUAACUUAAUAAGAUUAAAAAAUUGCAUGUGAAGGUUGUAGAAAACCAUUUUUUUUUAAUUAAGAUUUUGAAAGAUUAUGGUUUGUGGAAUAGUGUGGACAUGUUAUGUGUAAAUUAUGUAUUUUACGUAUGGUAUAAGAAAAAUAUAUUGAAAAUGAUGGAAGAAUUAUGUGUUAGGAAAUUGGAUGUAUUGCUAGAAUCACUUAAUUUGAAUUAAAAUAAAUACUUGGAGAUGAUAAAUUUAAUGAUUUAGAUAAAAAAUUAGCACUUAAAAAUUAAAAUAUUGUUGAAUGUAUAAAAUGUAAAUCUUAAUUUUCUUUUGAAAAAGGUAAUCCAAAUGAAUAAGUUAAAGAUUAAUAAGGUAAAAGUAUUAGUGGUGAAGCAUUAAUAAAUUAUGCUAACAAUAGAUUUAUUUGUAAAUAAUGUAAAACAGAAUAGUGUAGAUAAUGCAAUGCUUUUCCAUUUCAUAUUGGAAUGACAUGUUAAUAACAUAAAAAUAAUUAAUAAGCAAAUAAAUGUAUAUUAUGUGAUUUUCCUUGUGAUGGAAAAGUUUGUAAUUAAGAAGAUUGUCAAAAAAGAAUAUAAAGAUUAUGUCAGAAAACUUUAAAUUGUGGUCAUAACUGUAAUGGAGUUUAAGGUGAAGAAUGUUUAUGUUUACGUUGUUCUAAAUAAGAUCCUGAUGAUUAUUGUAAUAUGUGUUUUACUGAAGCUUUAAAAAGUGCUCCAUGUAUUAAAACAGAAUGUGGACAUAUAUUUCAUGAAGAAUGUAUAAUGAAAAAACUUGAUGCUAAAUGGAAUGGGCCUAGAAUUGUGUUUUAAUUUUGUACAUGUCCAUUAUGUAAAUAAUGGUUGGAUGUUAAACAUAAAGAAAUUUAAAAUAAAAUAAAUUUAGCAAAGUAAUUAAAAUUAUAAGUGGUGGAUUUAUGUAUAGAAAGAUUAGAAAUUGAAGGAUUAAAAUAAGCUAAAGAAUUAACAGAUCCUAAAAGUUAGUUUUAUUAAAAACCUUAAGAAUUUGCUAUGGAUAAAUUUUGUUUUUAUGAAUGUUUUAAAUGUAAAAAACCUUAUUUUGGAGGAAUCAAAAAUUGUUAAGCAGCUGCUGAGAAUAAUGAUAGAGCUUAAUUCAAUAAGGAAGAUUUAAUAUGUUCUAGUUGUUGUCCAAUCUCAUUUGAAGCUAAAUGCAAUAAACAUGGUAUUAAAUAUAUUGAAUUCAAAUGUCGAUUUUGUUGUUCAGUCGCUGUAUGGUUUUGUGGGUAUAAUUAAAUUUAUAUUUUUAAGAGGAACUACUCAUUACUGUGAACCAUGUCAUAGUGGGAGAAAUCCAAAUAUGAAUAAACCUUGUCCUGGUCCUGAUAAAUGUCCAUUACGUGUUAAUCAUAAACCUACUGGAUAAGAAAAUGCUUUAGGAUGUGCACUUUGUCGUUCUAAAAGAGUUGAUGAUAUACUCAAAAAAAACUGA
This is a messenger RNA of Paramecium sonneborni, 2015 nucleotides long. The record is from the annotation of a GenBank genome assembly. Lineage: Eukaryota; Ciliophora; Oligohymenophorea; Peniculida; Parameciidae.